Messenger RNA from Ipomoea nil (Japanese morning glory), 2156 nucleotides. RefSeq names its product DELLA protein DWARF8-like. Gene Ontology annotation, molecular function: sequence-specific DNA binding; DNA-binding transcription factor activity. The record is from RefSeq and is a predicted model, not a curated record. Bases 236 to 1795 code for a protein of 519 amino acids. Gene Ontology annotation, biological process: regulation of DNA-templated transcription. Lineage: Eukaryota; Viridiplantae; Streptophyta; Magnoliopsida; Solanales; Convolvulaceae. Gene Ontology annotation, cellular component: nucleus. The transcript has a single exon.
ACGUUUUUUCUUUUUCUUUUUGUGUUCCUUGUACCUCGUGGUUUUCUCUAUCAGACCCCAUCUUCCUCUCUCUUUCACUAGUCGCUUUUCACUGCAAAUUCUAGACCCAACUCCCAACGUACACUCUCUUUCUUCUUUCUCUUCUCUAAUGGCUUCGCUAUUCCCAUAAACCCCCCUAUCUCCGGCUCUAAUUUUAAGGUCUGAGGGAGAUUUCAGUUUGAAGCCCUACCAUAAAAUGAGUCCCCAUGACUCUUCCAUAACCAGCAGCAGCGGCAGCUCCUCCUCCUCCUGCUCCGCCUCUCACGUCGACCAGAUCGACAGCCUCCUCGCCGGCGCCGGCUACAUGGUCCGCUCCUCCGACCUCCGCCACGUCGCUCAGCGCCUCGAGCAUCUGGAGAGUUUCAUGGGGAGCAGCCCGAUGGGGUCCGAGAUCUCUCAGCACCUCGGAAACGACGUCGUCCACCAGAACCCUUCCGACCUCGGGUCGUGGGUCGAUUCCUUGCUGUCGGAGCUCCACCCGCCGCCCGUACCCGAAUUCGCCGCUCCCUCGGAUUCCAAUUUCGUCCCCGCCGCGGGUCCCACCGGGUGGAGCGAAUGUGAGGCGAUGCUGCAGCAGCCGCCGCAGAUUGUUUCCCCCGCGCAUCUAACGGUGGUAACGGCCAUGGAGCAGGAGGAUUCCGGCAUCCGAUUGGUGCAUGCGCUGAUGACGUGUGCGGUUUCCGUCCAACGUGGCGAGUUCUCCUUAGCCGGAUCCUUGAUCGACGAAUUGCAGCUGCUCCUGACACGUGUCAAUUCCGGCUGCGGCAUCGGAAAAGUCGCCGGCUACUUCAUCGACGCCUUGAGCAAGAGGCUCUAUACGCCGCAAGGGGUUAGCCUAAUGGGAUCAGCUUACGAGGACGAGAUUUUGUAUUCCCAUUUCUACGAGGCGGCUCCGUAUUUAAAAUUCGCUCAUUUCACGGCUAAUCAAGCCAUAUUAGAGGCAUUCCACGGCCACGAUUGCGUCCACGUCAUCGAUUUCAACUUGAUGCAUGGCUUGCAAUGGCCGGCAUUGAUCCAGGCGCUGGCUUUACGUCCCGGAGGGCCGCCGUUACUCCGGUUAACCGGCAUUGGGCCGCCGUCCCCCGACGGCCGCGAUUCCUUACGUGAAAUCGGGCUCAAGUUAGCGGAAUUGGCGCGUUCCGUUAACGUCCGGUUCGCCUUCCGCGGCGUGGCGGCUUCGCGGCUCGACGAUGUGAAGUCGUGGAUGUUACAAGUUGGGUCAAACGAAGCCGUGGCGGUGAAUUCGAUAAUGCAGCUGCACAAAUUGCUCGGCCCGGACCCGAUCCGCGGCUCGCCCAUCGAUACGGUUCUUGGGUGGAUCAGGAGUUUGAACCCGAAAGUUGUGACCGUUGUUGAGCAGGAAGCGAACCAUAACCAGCCCGAAUUUCUGGACCGGUUCACCGAAUCUCUGUACUACUACUCCACAAUGUUCGAUUCGCUGGAGGCUUGCCCGGCUCAGCCCGAGAAAGCCCUAGCGGAGAUGUACAUUCAGAGAGAGAUUUGCAAUGUGGUGUGUUGCGAGGGCGUGGCUCGGGUGGAGAGGCACGAGCCGUUGGGAAAGUGGAAGGCUCGACUCACCGGAGCCGGCUUCAAGCCCCUGAAUUUAGGCUCUAAUGCAUUCAAGCAAGCCAGCAUGUUAUUGACUCUAUUCUCAGCCGAAGGCUACAAUGUUGAAGAGACCGAAGGGUGUUUAACACUCGGGUGGCACAGUCGACCUCUCAUCGCGGCUUCGGCUUGGCAGGCCAGCCGUGACUGAGCCAACCGAGCCGUUCACUUGGGGGUAAAUUAGUCAUUUUAGUUGUCAAAUCUUUAGUAGCUUUAGCCCCCUAGUGCGACGUUUAUUCAGUACACACCUUUGGAUAGUGAUUACGAGUUUUUUUUUCUGGUCACAUAGUAUAUGUUCUCUUAUGAGUUGAAUCAUGGAAGAGUUAAUUACAUAUUGUACAAGGCAAGGCAAGGGAACCCAACAAUCUUUGAAGUUGUGUAGUGAUAGUGAUGGGUUGGGUUGGGUUGGGUUUGUAUGUAAAAUUUCUCCUUCUGAAAACUAAAUUAAACUUCUUUGUUUCAUAUAAUGUGAAAAAGAAGAAAAAUAUUGAAUGCUUAAUAUAAAAGUUACA